AUGACUCGUCGCGCAGUCGUUUCGUCCUUCAUCUUCAAGUUCCCUCCCAACCGGGGCCCCAAGUUGCCCUGUUCCGACGGAGCGGCAAUAGAUCGCCUUGCGCCAGUAUCAGGCAGCAUAGAGAAAGACGACCCGUCACCCCUCGAUGCUGCCUGGCGAGAGAUCCGCGAGGAGACGACGCUGACGCCGGCGACGCUGACACUGCUCCGCCAAGGCAAAGAUUACCGUUUUGCUGACGACAAGAUUGGCCGCGAAUGGACUAUCUACCCCUUCGCGUUCCGCCUCAAGUCCCAUGAGGACGAGUCGCGCAUCCAGAUUGACUGGGAGCACCAGGGAUUCCAGUGGUUCGACCCCCACGAGGUCCGCGAUGUUGACGAGUUUGGUGGCGUGCCGCGGCUGGCCGAGAGUCUAAGGCGCAUCUGGUUCGAGAUCGAGCUUGGCGAGAGCAGGGGAAAGGUCCUGAGCGAGGGGUUGCUUGCCCUGCAGAAGGAUCACGAGAGCGGGGCACGGCAGCUGGCGGGGAAGGCGCUUGAUGUGCUCCUGUCGGUGAUCUCCGAGAAGUCUAGUGUCGAACAGGAUGGCUCUCUGGAUAAGUGGUGGCGGAACACCCGUCUUGCGGCAUGGCACCUGUGGAAGAACGGGCGGGAGAGCAUGGGAGCCGCGAUCCUGAACAACAUUGUUCGAUCCCUGGCCAUCAUCGAGAAGGAAGUGCAGCAAGUGAAGGACAACAAGGUGUCGCCAGAGUUUCUAGGCAGAGUCACACAGAAGCUACGCGACUUUGCGUCAUUGAGAGAUUCUUCGGUCGACGGCAUCUGGAAGUCGUUCCAGGCGUUCCUCAGGGAGGAGCAUGGUUCCGGUCGACCGGUCCGGAUUCUCACCUUGUCGUCGAGUUCAACCAUUCUUGAGUGUCUCCAGAGAGCAAUCGCAGGCUUCAACUCGGAGUUUGACAUCCGGAUACUCGAAUCACGUCCGCUUUUCGAGGGCGUAUCAAUGGCAUCUCGCUUGGUCAACCGCCUGCGCGAGUCGGGACACAGAGAGAAGAAGGUAGAGGUCGCGAUAUAUACUGACGCCGCCGCGGCGAUCGCGAGCAAGGACGUGGAUCUGGUCCUCGUUGGCGCCGACAUCAUCGGAGAGGAUGGAUCGACGAGCAACAAAACAGGCUCGCUACCAGCAGUCCUUUCGGCUAAGCACUGUUCUCCUCACGCCAAGGUCUUGGUUCUGGCCGAGAACGAGAAGAUUCUGCCCUACGAGCCGCCCGGGUUUGAAGAGAAUGACAUUGAGGAGGUAGUGGCGUCCUGGAAGCAUAACUAUACCAUGCAGGAAGCCGCCUUGACUGUCCUGGACAGUGCACAUGAGCCGAACUCUGACGAAAAGGGGAUAAAGGCAAGCGUCAGGAACGUCUAUUUCGAAUGGGUGCCUACAAGUAUGAUCGACGGGUAUAUGUUUGAGGAUGGCCAGAAGAGCGCAGAGGAUAUCUCAGAACUUGCAGCCCAGAUACGCCGUGAGGCGGAUGUCUUCUUCUCCGAUGUCUAA
Colletotrichum spaethianum is the source of this 1533-nucleotide messenger RNA. RefSeq names its product putative translation initiation factor eIF-2B subunit beta. The transcript has 2 exons. The record is from RefSeq and is a predicted model, not a curated record. Bases 1 to 1533 code for a protein of 510 amino acids. Gene Ontology annotation, molecular function: S-methyl-5-thioribose-1-phosphate isomerase activity. Lineage: Eukaryota; Fungi; Ascomycota; Sordariomycetes; Glomerellales; Glomerellaceae.